Messenger RNA from Drosophila serrata, 1916 nucleotides. Its product is annotated as alanine--glyoxylate aminotransferase 2, mitochondrial. Gene Ontology annotation, molecular function: L-alanine:glyoxylate transaminase activity; pyridoxal phosphate binding. Gene Ontology annotation, cellular component: mitochondrion. Gene Ontology annotation, biological process: glyoxylate catabolic process. The record is from RefSeq and is a predicted model, not a curated record. Lineage: Eukaryota; Metazoa; Arthropoda; Insecta; Diptera; Drosophilidae.
CGUUGUUACGCGCGGACGCAGUUUAGCCUUCCUGCGUGUGAGAUCGGUAUCGAUAUCUUAGUUCGUUCAUCAACAGUUUAAGCCAAACAAAGAAUUGUAAAUUAAUUGGAGAGACCGAAAUUACAAAGGAAAUUGGAAUUUAAAAUGAUGCCCAACCGGAUUUUAGCGCAUACUAAGCGGGUCCUCCUGCGAUCCACAACCAGCCAGAGCUGGAGCUCCAAAGGCUUGAGCUCGAAGGCGGCUCCAGUCACGGUGAACGACGGCCAGAUCCGAAUGCCUGAGUGUCAUCAUAAUCAGGCCGCAUAUGACGGCCCCAGCUACCAGAAAAUACUCGAAACGCGUCGCACCCAUCUCACGCCCAAUUUGCUGGCGCACUUUAAGAAACCUCUCGUCAUCCAUGCGGGACAUAUGCAAUGGCUGUACGACCACGAGGGACGACGCUAUCUGGACAUGUUCGGCGGAAUAGUCACUGUGUCCGUGGGACAUUGUCACCCAAAGGUAAAUCAGGCAUUGAGCGAACAGAUCGCCAAGUUAUGGCACACAACGAACAUAUACAUGCAUCCCAAGAUCCACGAGUACGCCGAGCGAUUGGUGGCGAAAUUCCCUGGCAACCUGAAAAGCGUAUGCUUUGUGAACUCCGGAUCGGAGGCCAAUGAUCUGGCAAUGCUAAUGGCGCGCCUGCAUACAGGGAACCAGGACAUUCUCUCCUUCCGCAAUGCCUACCACGGCAUGUCGCCGUACACGAUGGGUCUCACGGCACACUCUACGUGGCGCUUCCCGCUGCCAGGAGUCAACAACGGACUGGUACAUGUGAUGAACCCUGACCCCUAUCAGGGCAUAUGGGGCGGUUCAGCAUGUCGAGACUCGCCCGUGCAAACUACUCGCCAGUGUGAGUGCCAGGAAAGCUGCCACGCGGGCGACGCCUACUACAAUGAGCUGGAGCAGACCUUCAAGUAUUCGCUGCCGCGCGGCAAGGUGGCAGCCAUGUUCGCCGAAUCCAUUCAAGGCGUGGGUGGCACGGUGCAGUUUCCCAAGGGCUACCUUAAACGGGCCGCCGCCCUAGUGCGCGCAAACGGAGGCCUGUUCGUGGCGGAUGAGGUUCAAACGGGAUUCGGCCGAACUGGCGAGCACUUUUGGGGUUUCGAGGGUCACGACUAUGUGCCAGACAUUGUUACCAUGGCUAAGGGCAUUGGCAAUGGCUUUCCCCUGGCCGCUGUUGUCACAACUCCGGAGAUCGCUGCAUCCCUGGGUCAGGCACUACACUUCAAUACGUACGGCGGAAACCCCAUGGCCAGUGCCGUCGGCAUCGCCGUGUUGGACGUCAUUGAGGAGGAACAACUGCAGCGCAACUCCCUAGAGGUCGGGACCUACUUCCUUGAGAGCCUGGCAGAAUUGCAGCAGCGAUUUGAGAUUGUGGGCGAUGUGCGGGGCAAGGGCUUGAUGAUUGGCCUCGAGCUGGUAGGUGAUCGCGAGAAGCGCACUCCGCUGGCCACCCCUCAUGUGCUGGAAAUCUGGGAGACAUGCAAGGACCUGGGCGUGCUCUUCGGGCGAGGCGGCCUACAUGGCAAUGUCCUGCGCAUUAAGCCUCCCAUGUGCAUCAACCGGCAAGACGUGAAGUUCGCGGUUGAUGUGCUGGCACGGGCCAUCACUGACUCCAUGGACAAAUAUUGAAGUUCCAAAUAGAGAAUAUACGUCGACCAGAGGGAAUGAAUGUUUAUGAAUGGUCCCAUGCAUUUACUAACCAAUAAAUUCCACCCAACCGUCUGGCUAGAUGGUAAUCUAGUUACGAAAACUUAUUGUUAAAUUUCCAAAUCAUGCACCUGGUUUCCAAAACAAAUGGCAACUAAUACUACAACUUUUUACCAAAUAUAAAUGUUAAUAUGUACAUAUAUGAAAAAAACAUUAUCACCAUUCGA